AUGAAAAUUGCAAAUGGUAUUGAAAAUGCUGCUGUGAUUCUAGUUUUUCCAUCUUCCUCUCUGCAAAUGUCAAAAACUGGAUCAAAAUUAUUGAAUUAUGCUGAUCAAACUAAAACUCCGCUUCUAUCUAUUAAUAUUUAUGAAGACUUUCAACCUAAAGGUUGGUUAGGUGCUAUUUUAGCGCCUACAAAGAGUUGCUCAGCAAAUUUUGAUGAAGUUAUUCAAUCCUUGAUUUCAUUGGGAAUCAAAAAGAAUUAUCUUGUUCUUGCAAGAGAUGAAAAAAAUGAGCCACAGUCAAUAGAAGAAUAUCUAUUUUAUGGUGGAACUAAAUCAGGGGAUUUGAGCGCCAAUUAUAAUUAUUCUGGUCAAGAGUUUCCGAUGGAAUUUAAGUUUUUGGGUCUGAAAAGUGGUAAAGUAUUUGGUGAAGGAGAUGAUGACGUUGGAGCUUUUACUCUUGCUGGUCAAUACAAACUUGAAGAUGGUUGUGGUGAUAUCGAGAUGCAUAAGCAAUAUGUUGGGCAUCAUUCGGUUAGAUAUAACGGAAAGAUUUCUUUCAAAGCAAUAACUUGUGUGAUAGAAGGUCAUUGGGAAAUAGGAGAGACGCGUGACAGAUUUUGCAUGCGUUUGACUCUUCCACGGCCGUACACAGCAGAAAGGGAGAAGACACCAUUGCCCAAAGUUUCACGAAGACAAGGCGGUAAAGUUAUGAUUUCCUAUUGCCCAUGUCAAUAUGAUUUAGCUCAAAAGAUCACUGCAGGAUUGAUUGCUAACGGCAUUCCAGCUGUUUGCCCACCAAUGCGAGUGCAUGAUAUGAUAAAAAUAGCAGCUCAAGAAGCAAGAGUAGUCGUUCCAUUAAUGAGUGUUGCAUAUGAAGCAUCUAAUACUACAAAGUAUGUUCUGUCGUAUGUCGAUGAAGCUGGUAUUCCAAUAGUUCCUGUUAAGACGCAAGAUCAUUACACUCAAAGUGGUUGGCUUGGUGUUAUUUGCGCUGGUGCGUUGUGGAUACGGAUAACGAAUACUAAUGACUUUGAAAAAAGACUUAUUGAUCUUGCAAAACAAUUACAACCAUAUAUUAGCAAUUCUGUAGACGAGGAACAAUCAGUCGAUACUCUUGUUGAUGAAACUCUUCCACAAGGUUAUUAUAUUCAGUGGGGGCAAAAGUUUGAUAUGACAUUUAAUAUGUUUGCUUUGAUAAAUGGUAGUAUUGCGGGUGAAGGACAUGAUGAAGUUGGCGGCUUCAUAAUUAAUGGCAAAUAUAAUUAUUUACCAGAUAAAAAAGACUUGGAAUUUCAGUUUAAAAAGCAUUAUAUCGGAAAACAUGAUGUUCAGUAUUCUGGAACUACAGCUAAACAUGGAACGCAAUUGUUUUUUGAUGGGAAAUGGCUUAUAGGUGCCGUAUCGGACAGCUUCCAUCUAGAAGUCUCUUGUAAUCAAUCAUCAAGGCCUAAAGGUCUUCAUAUUAUGUUGAGUUAUCAGUGGGAUAGCCAAGAGCUGGUUAAGCGAGUAGCAAAUAUGCUCAAACAAAUGAAUAUUCCCAUUUGGUUUGAUAUUGCUGGUGACAUGAAAGGAAAUAUCAAUUCUGCUAUGGCUAAUGGCGUUGAAGGUGCUGCAGCUAUUAUUAGUUUCAGUACUGUCGCCUAUAGUAACAGUAUUAAUUGUCAGAAAGAAUUUACAUAUGCUCAUCAGCUGAAGAAGAAUAUUGUUCCUGUUCUUCUUGAGAAUGAAAAGAAUCUUCAGAAUACAUGGUUAGGAAUAAUAAUAACUUCCUUAGACAAAGUCAAUAUGCAAGAUGAAAGUCAAUUGGAUUCAAACUUCAAUAUUCUAGUGCAACAUAUUAAUAGAGCUCUCGGAGAAAGCCAAGAUAAAGACUUUCAUCGGCCUCAAGUCAUUACACGGUUUGAAGGCGGUGCUGUGAGAGGAAAAUACUAUCAGUAUGAUCAAGCUUAUGAUAUGGCCUUUGAUUUCUUUAGCUUAAGAGAAGGACGAGUUUCAGGGCAAGGAAAUGAUGUUAUUGGACCUUUUACAAUGGCUGGAACGUACGAUAAUGAAGGAAAAGUGUGCUUUGUAAAGCAAUAUGUUGGAAAACAUGCUGUUGAAUACGAAGGAAAUAUUGAUUACGAUAACUUGGGCGGAUUCAAGAUUAAAGGACAAUGGAACAUUAGCUAUCAAACAGAUCGCUUUUCUCUAGAAAGCAUUAAUCAUUUCAACGACGAUACUGACUGA
Messenger RNA from Rotaria socialis, 2223 nucleotides. The record is from the annotation of a GenBank genome assembly. Lineage: Eukaryota; Metazoa; Rotifera; Eurotatoria; Philodinida; Philodinidae.